Molecule: messenger RNA, 1436 nt
Organism: Rhododendron vialii
Lineage: Eukaryota; Viridiplantae; Streptophyta; Magnoliopsida; Ericales; Ericaceae
Product: gamma carbonic anhydrase 1, mitochondrial
Exons: 5
Coding region: 256-1071 (271 amino acids)
Source: RefSeq, a predicted model, not a curated record
GAUAGGAAAAUCAAUUCCCUCCUACCAAAAAGGUUUUGAGGAAUUACUUUUGUAAACGACGCCCAAUCUCCAACAACUGGCGACAUCUCUGUGGUCUCCACGCUCGCUCUUUAGUUAAGAAGAAUUCUUCUUCAACCCCCGAAAUGCCUUGCUUCUGCAUCUGAAAGCAGCCCCCAAUUCAUCUCUCUCUCUCUCUCGUACUCGUAUACAUAUCAGUCUGAUUUCGAAAGCAGCUUCUGAAAGAAGAGGAAGAGAAUGGGGACACUUGGAAGAGCAAUCUACACCGUCGGUUUUUGGAUCCGUGAAACCGGCCAAGCCAUGGAUCGCCUCGGCUGCCGCCUCCAAGGCAACCACUACUUCCAGGAACAGCUGUCUAGGCACCGAACCCUCAUGAACGUAUUUGACAAGGCUCCUGUGGUUGAUAAGGAUGCAUUUGUUGCCCCUAGCGCUUCUAUUAUUGGAGAUGUUCUGGUUGGACGAGGUUCUUCUAUUUGGUAUGGAUGUGUUCUCAGAGGUGACGUGAACAGUAUUAGCGUUGGAUCUGGAACAAAUAUACAAGAUAAUUCUCUUGUUCAUGUAGCCAAAUCUAAUCUAGCUGGAAAGGUUUUACCUACUAUUAUCGGUGACAACGUAACUGUUGGUCAUAGCGCUGUCUUACAUGGAUGUACCGUUGAGGAUGAGGCAUUUGUGGGUAUGGGUGCAACCUUGCUUGAUGGGGUAGUUGUUGAGAAACAUGGAAUGGUUGCUGCUGGAGCCCUUGUGAGGCAGAAUACGAGGAUCCCGUGUGGAGAGGUGUGGGGAGGUAAUCCUGCAAAGUUUCUGAGGAAGCUUACAGAGGAAGAGAUAGCAUUCAUCUCCCAGUCGGCCACAAACUACACCAACUUAGCACAGGUUCAUGCAGCUGAAAAUGCGAAGAGCUUUGAUGAGAUAGAGUUUGAAAAGGUGCUCCGCAAGAAGUUUGCUCGUCGGGAUGAAGAGUACGAUUCUAUGUUGGGCGUUGUUCGGGAAACGCCUCCUGAGCUCAUCCUUCCAGAUAAUAUCUUACCAGACAAAGCACCUAAGGCUGUCUGAACUGAGAUUUUUUGCCUGUUAGGGAUCUUCCUACCGGUGGUUUUCAAGUUAAAAAGGAUGUUUUGUUUUGUUAUUGACAUUGGCUGCCUUGCUUUUCUAAUAAUUUUUGGGGCCAGGCUGAAGUUAUAAUGAUCCGGUAAAUGGCUCUGUUGAGAAACUCUAUUUUGUCUUUGUUGAGAGCAUUAGUACUUGAGACAUUAUUCUGAUGUUGCAAGAUUAAUUUGGAGGGGAUAUGGAGGGACUCUGUUGUUUGUCCCAGGAGCAUUAUCUUGAGGGAUUAUAAUUUGUAUUGGGAACCAAGGAUAAGAACUGAGGUCCACUGUUGAUGGAUAGAAAUAAAGCCCAAUUCCCAAAAACAAAAAAAA